This is a messenger RNA of Diaporthe batatas, 3465 nucleotides long. RefSeq names its product transcription factor TFIIIC subunit TFC4. NCBI's taxonomy places the organism in Eukaryota, Fungi, Ascomycota, Sordariomycetes, Diaporthales, Diaporthaceae. Gene Ontology annotation, biological process: transcription by RNA polymerase III. Gene Ontology annotation, molecular function: protein binding. The record is from RefSeq and is a predicted model, not a curated record. Gene Ontology annotation, cellular component: transcription factor TFIIIC complex. The transcript has 3 exons. The coding region runs from base 115 to 3330 and encodes 1071 amino acids.
CUCGUCACAAGCUCAACCUUUGAAGAAUGUGCGCCAGCAUAGAGUCUCAAACAACAUUUCAUUUCAUGGACUGACCACAAGUCGCGUCAACAGCAUCAGGUGUUUUGGCCCACAAUGGAGGCGGAUUUUCGAGACCUCCUGGCUCCGCCGCCUGAGCAGCCUGAAAUCUCGAAUAUCAACAAUGUCCUCUCAAUCCAGCCCCUGCCACACGCACCUCUUGCCGCCCAUGACUAUCUGGACGAGGACGAUGAUAUAGACGCGACGGUCUACCAGGAGCAUGACGAGGAGCUUGAGGUUUCCGACGCCGACUCGGACGACUUUCGCCUCAAAGCCGACAUUGCUAAGCUCGAUGCCGACGUCGCUGCCUUCAAGGCCUCCAUGGCCGCAGAUUCCUCGGAUGACGAUGAGGACCUCUUGGACCCGCGGCUGGCCAUGGGCUCUGGCCUGCCCCGCAAGCGAAAGCCCAAGCGGCCCAGGCUGGACAUCGCGCCUGGAUCCAAGCGCCGUGCGACCGUCGCGAAGGGCAGCAACAUCGCGGCGCCCUCUGCGGACAUCAUGUACCAGCUGUCGAAGGCGUCCGAGGCGUGGGGCCAGGGGCGCUUCGAGGAGGCGCUGGAGAUCACCCUCGAGAUCAUCCGUGUCAAUGCCGAGACGUGGGACGCGUGGGUGAUGCUGUCCUCCAUCUACGAGGAGACGGGAAACAUGGCCGAGGCGAUCAUGGCCAAGUGCUUCGCGGCCCACCUGCGGCCCAGGGACUUUGACGGGUGGCUGAACUGCGCCAACUACGCGCUGGACGACGUCACCCCGGGCCAGCGCGAGACCAACCUGGCCACCGCGCAGCUGUGUUACUCCGCCGCCAUCAGGGCGAACCCCAAGAGCCUCAAGGCGCGCGUCGGGAAGGCGAACUGUGCGCUCGAGGCGGGCAACUCGAACGUCGCCGCCGCGGAGUACUCCAAGGUGCUGAAGAGGAGGCCGUACGACAUGGUCCUGCUGCGCAACAUGGCGGAGGCGGCCUUCGACGCCAGGAACGCGAAGAGGUACGUCGAACAAGCCAGGGGUUACUACGAGAAUUUGAUCCAGUGGAUUCGCUCGGGCGGGCAGCCCCUGAGGGGCAACUUCGAGUGGUCGGACGUCAUCAUCUUUGUCGAGAUGUGUGCUUUCCUAGAGAGGUACUCUGAUGCCGCGCUGGCCCUGCGGUCUCUGGCGCGGAUGCUCAUCGGGAGGGCGAACGAGGAGUUCUGGGACAGAUUCGAAGACGACAGGGAGUGGGAUCAGGAGGAGGACCGCCGUUUGGAGGUGCACGAAUACGACACUCACAAAUACCCUCGUGAAUCGUAUGGCCCGGCGCUGCCUCUGGAUCUCCGAGCCAAGCUGGUAGUUUAUCGACUCAAGCUCCAGCAGGAGGAGGAGGCCACCCGCCACAUGCAGUGGCUAAACUCACAGGACCCAGGGAUCUUCGACUUCUUCCUCGAUACGCCGUUCGUCAUCAAAGAUCUCGCAAAUGAAUUAUUCGAAGCCCGAAGGAUCACCACCGCUCUAGAGUUCUACGACUUGUAUCGGCGGUUGAUUGUGGAGCCCGACGCAGAAAUCCUUGUCCAACAGGGGAAAUGCUAUCUAGAAAUGGAGGACCAGGCUACAGCCGAGGAGUGUUUCAUCGCCGCAAUAGAGAUUGACGACGACAACAUUGAGGCGCGUUACGAGCUCGCCCAGAUGUAUGAGACGAACCAGGAGCAAGAGGAAGCCUUCCUUCUUGUGAACGAGGCCCUGCAGCUCGAGCGCGACCAGAAGCGGGAUGCUCGGAACAAUGGCGGGGAAGACGGUGAGGCGCAGGCCAAGAGUCAGAAACGAGUCCGGCAGAAGGUCCUUCGCGACAGAGCGGCCCGGCCGAAGCGUGCGAGGCGUGUGUACAUCCGCCGCAUGGCGAACAAGGCGCAGCGGGAGAAGUACGAGGAGAGCGUCACCAACAACUUCAGAGACAAAUACCAGCGGGUGUUGGACCUGCGCGAGCAGGUCAAGAGCGGAGACAAGGCCGCCGAGGAGGAGUGGAUGGCGGCCGCUCAGGAUCUGGUGGACGACUUCCGGUCCUUCAAAGAGUUCUACCCUUGGGACAAGUACCUCAACUUUAUGGGGUAUGGGUCCUUUUUCCAGGAAAACAGGAAGAGAAGAGAGCAAAUGCAACAGCAACAGCAGGAACAGGAACAGGAAGCGCAGCAGCAGCAGGAGAGGGCCGACGGUGACCAGGAGGGAGCGGAUGCCCCCGAGCCCAACAACGAACUCGAGGCUAUGGCGGAGCGACUGCAGCAGAACCUGGCACCGGAUGAAGGCGAUGACUCCACGCAGCCCACUCUUAAGCGCAGCGAGCACCGUGGUAUUCCCUUCGACGAGUGGCUCGACCUCUUCCUCGAGUAUGCCAUCAGCCUGGCCCGGCACCAGAAGGCAAGAGAGGCAUACCUCGUCUGCCAGUCGGCGCGCGACUCGAUCGUGUACAAGUCCAGCGACAACACCUUCCUCAUCCACGUGGCCUGGGCGGCGUGCGCGGUGUACGCGGCAGACGAGGAGACGUGCGUGGCGGUGGCGCGGUUCUUCAUGCGCAACAACCCAGCCGCGACGGACAGCUACCGUGUGUUCAGCGCGCUGUGCCGCGUGUGCCAGUCCCCGGUGUCGUGGUACGCGUCGGGGCCGGCGCAAAAGUACAUCCUGCGGCAGAUCAAGGCCAUGGACCGGACGCUGCUGCCCAACGACGUGGCCGAGUCGAUGAUGGGGACGUGGGACAGGGCGCUGCCGCGCGAGGAGGGCCAGGGCCCGCGGCACGACGCGCUCGACGUGUCGCUGCUGAUGCUGUACGGGCACAUCCUGCUGACGAGUACUAGUUAUACCUACGCGCUCAACUACUUCCUGCGCGCCGCGGCGCUGGACCCGCACAACCCCAUGGUCAACCUGAGCACGGGCAUCGCGUACGUGCACUACGCCAUGAAGCGGCAGGCCGAGAACAGGCAGUUCAUCAUCGCGCAGGGGAUGCACUACAUGUUUGAGUACUACGCGGCGCGCUCCGCGUCCGAGGACGUCGUCGAGCGCCUCGAGGCGCACUACAACGUCGCGCGGUCCUACCACCUGCUGGGCAUCUACCACCUCGCCGCCGAGUUCUACGGCCGCGCACUUACUGAGGCGAGGGCGCAUCGGGACAAGAACGGCGGCGGCGGCGGCGGCGGGGAGGAUAGUAUGGUCAAGGACUUUGUUUAUGAGUCUGCCGUCAACUUGAGGACGUACUCGCUUACGAACGGCGACUACGAGAGUGCCAGGGCGUUGACUGAGGGGUGGCUUGUUUUGUGAGGGGAUGUCGUAGGUGAACGAGAGGCGGAUCAUAGGGGAGUUGGGUGGAUAAAGCCUUGCAAAAGGGCGUGUUCUUCAUAACCUGCUGCAGCCCGACUGACAGAGGCAGAUGCAUUGCGGUCCUACCAGUCCUGC